Penicillium verhagenii is the source of this 1068-nucleotide messenger RNA. RefSeq lists its product as uncharacterized. Lineage: Eukaryota; Fungi; Ascomycota; Eurotiomycetes; Eurotiales; Aspergillaceae. The transcript has 2 exons. Bases 1 to 1068 code for a protein of 355 amino acids. The record is from RefSeq and is a predicted model, not a curated record.
AUGGCAGAGGACGAAGACAUCGGACUCAUUACGGCAGCCCUCCAUCACCAUCAAGAAGGAUUGAAUUUGUUUAUUCGGCAUCUCGCGACCCCAGAUGCAUACUCAUGGGUCACAUUCCCCUCAUUAUGGCUCUUCAUACUCUACGAACAAAUGUACGGAAAGGACCCAAAGGUCAUGCAAGCUCAUCUUCGAGGUGUGCGAGACGUGAUUGCGUCCCAUGGAAGAAGUGUGAUUGCUUUUUCCACGGAGCGCAAUCCUGAUUCUUUAUCCGAUGAACCGAAAGACAGAUACCGGGUCCCUCCGCAGAUCAUCAAUCAGAUUACAUUGUGGACCAUUCAUCAGGAUGCAAAAGCCUCGACAUUUGGUCUUGGCGGGAGCAUGAUAGACUUGCUGAAUGAAGAGUAUCCCGAUCUGAUACAGCAGAUAUCUGAAGAUUCAAGCAAUGCCUUGCGAGAUGCUUGGGGCUUGAUGUAUCCUGCAGCGGAAGAACUUUGGGAUAUUCAGGCCGGCGAAAUGUCAAAAUUGGUCCACGAAACUACAAUGCUACGUUACAAACUCACCAAGAUUGAGAAUGGCGACUCAACACAGAAUCCACGCAAUAUGAUACAACUAGGUCGCGAAUUGAAACUCUUGGAAAAGAAGUUUUCGCCUUUCAUCAAAACUGUUUUCUCACCUAGGAAAGAAAGAAACUCCAUGGUUUCCAAUAUGUGCGUCAUAGUCGCAGAAUUCCUCGCUCUAGUGGUUCUUCAUGAUAGAUUAGCAUACGAUAUUCAGUCCUCGCGUUUAUCCAACCUUCUGCAAGCCUGUGCAAUUCUUUACGAGUGCGAGGGCCCGAAUUUCCUAAGACAUGUGGCAUGGGCGAUGUUCGUUGCUGGCUUCGAGACUGAUGAUAUUAUUCAUGAAUCCUGGAUCAUUGACAGGUUUGCUCAACUUCAAAGGAGUGGGAACAACAUACGACGAGCCAUGACUCUCUUGCAGACAGUCUUUCUGGAGAAACGAACUUCGAUCCGGCAUAUAAGUUAUAGCGAGUGGCUUCAGGAUGACCGUUUCGAGAAAUUCACAAUUUAG